Tetrahymena thermophila SB210 is the source of this 1800-nucleotide messenger RNA. RefSeq lists its product as hypothetical. Lineage: Eukaryota; Ciliophora; Oligohymenophorea; Hymenostomatida; Tetrahymenidae. The record is from RefSeq and is a predicted model, not a curated record. The transcript has a single exon.
AUGGAACUAAAUGCAAAUCAAAAUACAUUUGGUAUUAUCCCUUACUAGCAAUAACAAUCAAGCAAUAAAGGAUUGAUGUAAAUAUAAUCUCCAAAUAAAAAUUAGCAGCGUAGCCCUCUAAAAAGUAAUCCAACUUUCCAAAAAGAAAUGCUCAUAUAAAAAUGUGAAGAUGCAAAUCCAAACCUAUUUAAAAAAUAUCCUCAUAUAUAUCAUAAUGUGAUGGAAAUUAUUGAUCAAUUCUCAAAGGAAGGAAAGAUAAAUGAAAAUAGCAUAGAUUUUCUUUAAUAAAAAGUGCAAAAAGAAAUAUAAUUUCAACUCAACAAGCUUAGGACAAGCAAUAAAAUAGGUUUAAUUGAAAAUCUAUUCUAUAACAAUCCUACUCUUUAGCAGCAAAGUAGGUAUAUCCACAAUAGCUUUAUAAACUCACCCAUGCAAAACAAUAUUCAAUAAAAACUUAAUGAAAAUUCAGUUAAUGGUGAUUAAAAAUUAAAAAUGCAAUAAAAUAAAGCAGCUAAUUCAAAUGGCGACUUAAACUCAGUAAAAAUAUAAAAUAUUCAUGGAAGUAAUUAAAGAAGUGAAUCAACAAAUAGAAGAAACUCACCUGUUAUUAAGCCUUUAAAUUUAGGAAUAAUUAGCAACUAGUUGAGUCAAGCUGAGACACCAUAAAAUGCUCAAAAUUUAUCUUCCAAUAAGGCUAAUAUAUAUAGUGGCUUAUCUAGAAACAAAUAAAUCCCAUAUUACGGGAAAGCUGCUAGAUCGUCAAGCUAUAUGGGCGAUGUUGCUAAAAAGAAUUUAAUUUUGGAUUAAAUUUUGAAAAAGAAAGAUAGCACUGAUGCUAGUACAAUAUAAGAAAAUGAUAGAAAAUACAGUUAAGUUCAUAGAAGAUUGAAUACAUAAGAAUUUAAUAAUAAUGAUUGUUCAAGUGCAAACAAAAUUUAAAAUUAGAACUCUUAAAAUCAUAAGAACGGCUAUUCUAAUUUUAGAGAAGAAAAUCAAAUUACAGCAUAAUUUGACAUACAACCUUAAUCCAAUAAGAUUAGUUAGCAUCAGCAAAAUAUAAAUUAGCCAAAAAGCUUUGGAACUAUAGCUUAAAAUAAUAUUCUAAAUACUACAGCAGUAAAUCACUAAGAUUUAGAAAAAAAUAGGAACAACAAAUAAAACUUAAACAAGAGUAAUAUUGAUGAGUAAUAUUAAUAAGAGAUAAAGAAACUCAUCGAACUAGAAUAAGAAUAUGAAAAAUAAAGAAUAUAGAAUAUAAAAGACAAAGAAAAAAUAGUCUAUAAUACUAUUAAGUAGCAAUGGGAUAAAUAAAUAGAUUGGAAAAAAUCAGAAAUAUUAAAAGAAAGAGAAAAAGAUAAAGAAUAUAAAAAAAAAAUUGAAAUACUUGUUUAGGAAGAAAUUAAUCUUAAUAAUCUUAAGAGUAGCGAGAAAAAAUGGCAGGCUGUAUAAGAUAAGUAGUAAGUUCUUUAGUAAAUAUAAUAACAGAGAGAACAAAAAGAAAGAGAAAGAAGCAAGGAAAAAGAAAAGGAGAGAAAAUAUAUUUUUGAGAAUGAGCUUACAAUGAAAAAUGAACAAGAAUAACAAAGGAUAAUAGAAUUAAAUAAGAAAUAGUAACAAAAUAUUAUGAUUUAAAAUCAUAUCCAAUUAUCAAAGAAUAUGAAAGACAACCAAGAAAAAUAGACACGUCUAGAGGAAAUAAAAAGAAUCAGAGAUCAAAUUGCAUAACAGCAUAUAAUAGAUCAAAGGAAAGAUGAAGAAUAUGUUCAUCGUAUUGGGAAAAUAUCCAAACGUCUUUUUUGA